CUCUCGCAAGAAUGGCCGCCUCUUCCAACGCCGAGGUGCUUGCUGCAUUGACCCUGACCACUGACGACGGGAAGCUGAAUGUCAGGCUGGGACUGGAACACCUCAAGAUAGUCGUUAAGGAGUACGCCAAGAAGGACCCCAAAGUCCGCACCUCAAACGAGAUCCAGGUAGGUAGAUGUGCCGCCCGCAACUGAUCUGCAGACACAAUUGGUAUCGUGUCCUGCAGGCGAUUGGAGCAUGGCUGAAUCAGCCUGGUUUGCUGGCCACCCUGCGCGAGGAGACGAGAUUGGAGUGUGGUGCCAAGUGUUACUACAAGAGGAUAAGGGCGGGGAAGGCCCUUGACAAGACACUCCUGCAGAAGUAUGCUGUGGUCGUUAUCGGUACGCAUGUCCAUCAGAAUUGCCGGUGACGGCCGUGUGCGUGUAUCUUCAGAGGGCCUGCUCGCCCAGUUUCAGCAUUCGAUGGCGCCUGAAGUGCCCUCCUUCUCACGCUUCAGACCUCCAGGCACACCAUCAGAAGCAUCGUCGGCAGAAGGCAUGCAGCCACACGCACGCACACAGACAAGAGCACGAGGAUAUGAUGUCCCGCGUGCAGGGUCUGCAUCUGUAUCUUCGUCUUCCGUGUCCUCUCCGUCUGAGAGGCGGCUGCUCGCUCUGGCGCCCCCGGACCCCAGGCGGCAGGAGAUGGGAUACCUGGGGCUCGAUCUCGACGAGGCGCUCAAAAAAGCCGUGCGUGUGUGGAGAUCGGGUGAGGGAAGGAGACACGACUGAGACACAUUUAUGGCUCCGUGUCUUUCUUAUGCAUCAUGUGUCAGGGACCUUGCUGCUGUUUCCAUCACUGCUGCCAAAAGCGUCUCGGGAGAACACUGGGGUGGGGGUGCGCCGCAAGCAGGUGGUGGUUGAGGAAGAGGCGAUUAGAAGGCAGCAGACGGUGGAAAAGACCAAGGCGAGAGAAGGUAUGGACGCAUGGGUGUCUGUCUCAUGCUGCUCAGGCAGACGCGAAUGCUCGUGUCCUUUUGCAUUUGUUGCUGGGCAGGAUCGCGUUCUCCGGCUGUGGGUGUCGGCGAGGCACCGCAAAUACUUGGAAGCGGCAAAGCUGACAGACCCCCCGCAUCACGACCGGUAAGCUAAGGCAGCACAGCCAAGGACAUGACCUUCGUCCGUAUGUCUCUGCGUGUGAUCCUGUCAGGUGUUUGUUGGUGGUUCAGGCGAGAGUGACGAUGCGGCCCGCGCCAAGUGUUUCCCCACGGCGCUACCGGCAUGGUACAAUGUUGAGUCCUACCUCUGGAUCGCACUCACACACAACGACCUUAUCCUGCUGCCAUACGAGGCACGCUACACGCCUCAAGGAAGAAGAAAAGGACAGCCACACCGCCAUUUCAUUUCGAUUUUGGUGCAGGUGUUGGGUCAGAGUUUGAAGAUCGAGCGUGCACAGGAGCAGAAGAGGCGAAGGGCCUUUACCGUUAUGGCCCUGCCGCUGCAGAUCCGCCGCCUUGUGCGCGAAUCCCACAUGGAGAGGCUGAUGACCACUUUUCAGUACCAGUCACUGACCAGGGGCAGACUGCUGGUCAGAGAGGGACAAAUCAGCAGCACCCUGUUCCUCGUCCUGUCGGGGCAGGUGCGCUUCUCGGCCACGGGGCGCACAGCCACAACCCUCUCCCAGACGCCCAUGCACCAGCUGCUGUCACUCCCACAACGCACUCUCGCUCGCCCGGUCUCGAGAGCCGACACACAUGUCACAGAUGUCACGGUCAAGGAUGCAGAGGUGAGCAGCGCACUGGGCAGCAGCAGCAGGGCACUGGGCGGCACAUGGGGCUCGGCAGCUCUGCAGUCGGAGGCUCAGAUGGCUGCCGAUCGGCCUGUGAGUGCGUCCGAGGGCGGCGCUGUGGUGAUGGGUGGCGAGGAGCUGGGAGAGGCGGAGGGGAUGGAGUUCAAAGCUGUCGAGACACACAAAGGGGUGCCUGGGUGCUCUUGGCUGGUGGGCAAGGGCGUGUGGGUGGGCUGCAGGGGGUUGCUGUCCAUACCUGAGCUGUUCACUGUCCACACCGGUAAGCCAACUUGACACAACAACACAGUCACCACACACGUUGCCCCUGAGUGUGUGUGUGUUUGUGUUUGUGUUUGUGUGUCUGCACAUGCAUGCAGAGACAUCGGUGGUGGAGCUGUUGAUGUGUUCUUGCCACGACUUCCUGGACCAGUGUGGAUCGAUGGGCGCGUCGACAGGCCAGGACCUCCCCACCAAGCUUAACAGUGGCGAGGAGGCCCGGACGGUGUGGGCCCUCAGCAACAUCCAAGGACACGUGGCCACGGCUCCUCAGCUGAGCAUCCCCCGGCUGACGCUGCUGGAGCCGCCCCCGUGUGUGGUGCAGGAGAUGCAGCGGUACCUCGACCUCACCUCUUGGCGGCCGCCUAAACCGCCAUACAAGAGGGGCACCGACCUCAUGCAGGCUGAGAGCUGACACGCAUGUGCUGCCUGCAGUGCUUACUGUGUCGAUCUCGUGACUUUGGGUCUGUUGGGAGACAGAGCGGCAU
Messenger RNA from Vitrella brassicaformis, 2531 nucleotides. The record is from the annotation of a GenBank genome assembly. Lineage: Eukaryota; Vitrellaceae.